AUGGGGAUAUCUAGUAAAUUCUUCUUCCCAGCCGGUUCCCAUUUUUAUAAUGGGGUCGCCGUUUCGGAUGAGCCCUUACCAUCUAUUUCUAUCCUGGGCUUCUGCCUCGUCAAUUCCCUUCUCAUGGGGCCAUUUAGCUUGGUACGUCGAUGUGUCCACAGAGAAUCUGGUCAACAAUUCGCAGUGAAAAUCGUGGAUGUGGCCAAAUUCACGUCCGCGCCCGGUCUCUCUCUCAACGAUUUAAAGAGGGAGGCGACUAUAUGUCAUAUGCUCAACAUGAGCAUAUCGUUGAACUACUACGAGACGUACUCUUCGGAGAUGCUUUAUAUGGUUUUCGAAUAUAUGGAUGGCGCCGACCUCUGCUUCGAAAUCGUCAAACGGGCGAUGUCCGGAUUUGUAUACAGUGAAGCUGUUGCCAGCCACUACAUGCGACAGAUAUUGGAGGCUCUUUUGUACUGCCACGAGAACGACAUUAUCCACCGAGACAUCAAGCCCCACUGCGUCCUCCUGGCCUGCAAGGAGAACAGCGCCCCCGUCAAGCUGGGGGGGUUCGGCGUCGCCAUCCAGCUGCAGAACGGGGACCUAGUCAACGGGGUGUCCGCUCUCUAUCCCCCUCAGUUCGGUCGAAUAGGGACGCCUCACUUCAUGAGUCCCGAGGUGGUGGAGCGUCAACCUUAUGGAAAACCGGUAGAUGUCUGGUCGGCGGGAGUGUUACUUCACAUACUCUUGUCGGGCACGCUUCCUUUUUAUGGCACCAAAGAUAGAUUAUAUGAUUCCAUAUGCCAAGCUAAGUUACACCUCAAUACAAUCACCUGGGAAUCGACCAGCGAGCACGCCAAAGAUUUAGUGAGAAGAAUGCUCACGUUCGAUCCCAAUGAAAGAAUCACUGUCAAAGAAGCUCUCAACCAUCGGUGGAUUAAGGAUCGAGACAAGUAUGCAUCCCGCACUCACUUGCACGCUACGGUGGAGGAAAUGCGCAAGAUGAACGCUCGGAGAAAACUGAAGGGGGCGGUGCUGGCUGCUGUCUCCUCUCCGAGAUGGACGUCCUUCUAUAGCGACCCCUCUCUAGAUCCUUACCCUGAACUGCCUGCCGACGACGACGUCUGCAGCACUGGAGCAGUAAGCGUGGUUCUGGACUCCCUGGAUGACAUCCAGUGCCUCCAGGAAUGUCCCGUCAAGGACCGGGACUUCCUUCUCUCGGUCCUGGAAGACACGCAGCUCCACGCCCUCCUCGAUGUAGAUGAAUGA
Macrobrachium nipponense is the source of this 1248-nucleotide messenger RNA. RefSeq names its product peripheral plasma membrane protein CASK-like. Bases 1 to 1248 code for a protein of 415 amino acids. The record is from RefSeq and is a predicted model, not a curated record. Gene Ontology annotation, biological process: protein phosphorylation. NCBI's taxonomy places the organism in Eukaryota, Metazoa, Arthropoda, Malacostraca, Decapoda, Palaemonidae. The transcript has 11 exons. Gene Ontology annotation, molecular function: ATP binding; protein kinase activity; protein binding.